This is a messenger RNA of Ananas comosus (pineapple), 1028 nucleotides long. RefSeq names its product transcription repressor MYB6-like. NCBI's taxonomy places the organism in Eukaryota, Viridiplantae, Streptophyta, Magnoliopsida, Poales, Bromeliaceae. The transcript is spliced from 3 exons. The coding region runs from base 47 to 853 and encodes 268 amino acids. The record is from RefSeq and is a predicted model, not a curated record.
ACUAAGUUGGAUAGAUGUAGAGAGAGUAGAGAAGAGAAGAGUAGAGAUGGGGAGGAGACCUUGUUGUUCUAAGGAGGGACAAAAUAAAGGAGCAUGGUCGGUUUCUGAAGAUAAGAUGCUUACCGAGUACAUCAAGCUUCACGGUGAAGGAAAAUGGAGAGAUCUCCCAACAAGAGCAGGAUUAAAGCGAUGUGGGAAGAGUUGUCGCCUUCGAUGGAUGAAUUAUUUGAGACCCGGUAUCAAGAGGGGAAACAUUUCUGACGACGAAGUGGAGCUCAUCAUCAAACUCCACAAGCUCCUUGGCAACAGAUGGUCCCUAAUAGCAAGGAGACUUCCAGGACGAACAGACAAUGAAAUUAAGAACUACUGGAACACAAACCUUAGCAAAAAGGCAGAGCCCCGACAGACUCUGCACAACUCGAAGAGAAGAGAUGGUAAUGUAUUGGACUCAUCGGAAGCAACUGCUACAGCCGACAAACAGUCCCAUCAAGUUAUCCGAACCAAAGCAGUGAGGUGCACCAAAGUUUAUCUCCCGACGCUACAAGAUCUAGAUGAUUACGCAAAGCCAAACAAUGAGAAUAUAGCUCCUCCGAGCAACGAGACACCAUCUUCUUUCUCGCUUCCUCCACAUGCCGGUUCGAUCGAUCUGUUCAUGGACUUCGACAUGGAAGAGCUCAUGUCGAGCUUCGCGGAUGAUGGAUUCUAUAGUCUAUGCAACAACAACGAGGACAAAGACGACGGCAACGCGAUCGGUUCUUAUGCCGGUGAGGAUUCGCUUUGGUUUAGCGAAACCAUCCAAGAAGAGUGGAGAGAAAACAAUGGCACAGAUCAUGACGAUUUUGCAUGUAUUUGAGAUUGCAAGUAAUUCAGCAUGCAGCUUCUUUACUAGACUCUUGAAAGAAAUUAUAUGAUGGCAUGGUAAAAUAAAAAAUACAGCUUGUACACUUCAAAAGAGGUGCAAAUUUUGCAUCUCCAUUCUAGUAUUUAUAAAAAAUCAAAUAAUUUUUAAUAAAAACAAAAAAAGGAUG